UGAUGAUCCACCAGCUUGAAUCUGAACCGCGGUUAGGCUUCAAGACCAUAGUCCAUAGGGGAAGGGGAAGAAGAUGACGAAAUUGGUGUAAUCGCAGGGCCGUGAAAUUAAAAACAUUUAGACAUCAAAGCCCAACAAAUUCCUAAAAGCGGAGAUCAGAGACAGCCGUUUCCAGUAUGAGUGACCUCAAUAACCACGCCUCUUUCCCGUCUCAGCCUCAGACGGUGGCGUCUACUGACGAUUCUCACCCUCCGCCACUGUCGGCCUCUGUCGAAGCCCCUGCUCAGCUCCCACAAGAUGCAACUCCUCCUCCCCAAUUUGAUCCUAGCCGAAUGAUUGGCAUCAUCAAAAGGAAGGCUUUGAUCAAAGAUUUGGCUGCUGUAUACCAUGCCGAGUGCCUUUCAUAUUGUCAACAGCUUUUGGAACUUCAAAGAAAACUAGAAGAGCCACAGUUUGACAUAAAAACUCCCGAGGAUCCAAGGAAAGAGCUGUCAAGACCCCCAAAGAGAUUAAAGAAAGCUCGUUAAGCACCCAGUUUACUGGACUGAGUCAACUGAAAACCAGCAAAGAUUUGGCAUGGGUCUUUCCAUUGUGAUUUUAUCACUUGUAACAAGUAGACAAUGUUGAAAGAAAAACCACACUACGUUUAGUUAUGUCUAAACACGCUGUGAAUAUGAUGUACUAUUGUGUUAGGAGAAAAAGAGGUUUCAAGACUCGAGAUAUCCACCUUUUGAGACUCAGAUAAAUAUGCGGAAUUGUUUUUUCCUCUACCCUCCUGGUCUCACGAGUCUUGUUUUAUCUUUCCCAAAACAAUUAGAUAUUUAAUUGGAUAAUACAUUGUAAUACAUUGACCCCUUGGUCGUGAGUUCAUUUCCUAGAGACGAUGAUUUUUUGGGGGGACCAAGG
Cuscuta europaea is the source of this 906-nucleotide messenger RNA. The record is from the annotation of a GenBank genome assembly. NCBI's taxonomy places the organism in Eukaryota, Viridiplantae, Streptophyta, Magnoliopsida, Solanales, Convolvulaceae.